Messenger RNA from Candidula unifasciata, 1425 nucleotides. Lineage: Eukaryota; Metazoa; Mollusca; Gastropoda; Stylommatophora; Geomitridae. The record is from the annotation of a GenBank genome assembly.
AUGGCUGAGAACUUGAUUGACGUUGUGUUGCCUUCAAAUUUGACAGAACCUCUGAAAAAUGCAAGUGAUACAAACAAGCAAGUGUUCGACUUUAUUUGUACAGGAGUUCAGUACAUUCCGGGGAUUGCCAGUAAUGAAACAGUCCAUGGUCUGUACGAAUUUAGUGUUAAGUACAGCCGCAUACAUGGUUACAUAGCCGUGGCGGUCUGUCUGUUCGGAGUACUGUCCAAUUCUGCCAACAUCAUUGUUCUCACUCGGAAGAACAUGGCGUCCAUUGCUGAUCUUCUGACGAUGAUUGAUUACCUUCCCUUUGCAAUUCAUUUCUACAUAAUGAAACCAGUUGACACGAAAGGUCCACCUUUUAGCACACCUGAAUAUACUUGGAUAUGCUUCCUGCUGUUUCACGCCAGCUUUAGUAUCGUGUGUCAUACAGUCGCCAUUUGGCUCACCAUAGCAUUGGCGAUCUUCCGUUACAUUUUUAUAUGUAAGCCAACCAGAGGGUCAUUUUACUGCAGCCAACAACGGGCGUGCUUUGUCGUUGUGAUUGUUAUUAUUUUAACGAUGAUUCUGUGCAUUCCAAAUUACGCCGUCAAUACCUUCAAUUACCACCCUGGGACAGAUACUAUUCACACUCUACACAAUAACUCACUGGUGGAGCAUAUCAAUACAAAUUUUGAUUCCUUUUACUUUCCAGAUAUCAAAAAAGACUCAAACAUCAAUAAAGUGACCCAUCUGGUAAACAGCUGGGUACAGGCAAUUCUGAUCAAGUUGGUUCCAUGCUUUAUGUUAGUAACAUUAACCCUUUUGCUUCUGCACGCCAUGCAUAAGGCGUACCGGAAGCGGCUAAAGUUGAAGUCCCAGGGUCGCAGAGCCGAGUCAGAUAAGCACGGAGAACACAAUAGAACCACAGGAAUGCUUCUGGCUAUUGUAGUCCUCUUCACCGUAACAGAACUACCGCAGGGUAUUCUCACACUGAUGAAUAUCUUCGUUCCGUGCUUCACGGAUGCUGUCUACUACAAACUCGGCGAUCUUUUGGAUAUUAUGGCUCUCAUAAAUAACUCUGUCAAUUUCGUUCUCUACUGCACGAUGAGCAAACAAUUUAGAACGACCUUCGCCGCAAUCUUCUGCCCAUCUCAGCCUUCCUCGAGACCUGGCUGGCUCAAAAUGAAACUUACACCUUCCCAGUACAAAAGUAAAUCCUCUAUCGAGACUAGGGACACGGCUACCAAUCUGAGAAAUGUUUCCGUCACUAGCAGACAGCCUGACAAAAUGGCGCCAGAAAGCAUAGGAAACAGUGUACAAUGUAACACGACCGAAGUCGCAGUUUCUCAUAUGAACAAUGAAAGGAGACCGCUUCCAUUAACUAGUAGUAACGGAAUAUCCACACAUACACAUGGUUACUCUCCGGAUCAUAGCUACGUUUAA